AUGUCCUCAUCUCCUGAUACCAUCGACCUCACGAUGGUCCAGAUACAAAAUAACACGAACGCUCGUCGCCGCAGGUUCAAGUUCGUCGACGCCGUUGUGCGCAUCUGGGAUGUUGCCACCAACGUACUUGUCGAGCGUCUCAAGGGGCACAAGGACAGCGUGUACAUUGUCGCGUUCACCUCCGACGACAAAGGCCUCAUGACAAAUGCUGGGAUGUCAGCGCCUUAA
Coniophora puteana RWD-64-598 SS2 is the source of this 228-nucleotide messenger RNA. RefSeq lists its product as uncharacterized. The transcript is spliced from 2 exons. Lineage: Eukaryota; Fungi; Basidiomycota; Agaricomycetes; Boletales; Coniophoraceae. Bases 1 to 228 code for a protein of 75 amino acids. The record is from RefSeq and is a predicted model, not a curated record. Gene Ontology annotation, molecular function: protein binding.